GUGUGUGUGUGUGUGUGUGUUUGUGUAUGUGUGUGUUGACGCUCACUGUGCUCAACGGAACCCGAGGAGCUCCGACCAGUCGUUUCUGACCUGAGUGGGAAAGAGGAAAAGCGGUAGCAGGAGCUGUCGGAAAAAGCCCACGGAACAGGUGAUCAAAAUGAAGCGGACCUCCUCCUUAUCGUUUCUCUGCGCGCUGCUGGCCUGGUGCGGCCUGGAGGCCGCGCUGUCCCUGGCCCCCUCCUACGGGGAGCGGGGCUCGGAUCUGGGCAUCCAGGUCUUUCAGCAGGUGGUCCGGUCCAGGCCCCUGGAGAACGUGGUGCUCUCCCCCCACGGGGCGGCCUCCGUCCUGGGCAUGCUGCUGCCCGGAGCCCACGGGCAAACGCGCAAGCAGGUCCUGAACGCUCUGCGCUACAAGAGAAACGGACCUUACAAGAUGCUCAAGAAACUGCACAAGACCCUGACCGCCAGGUCCAACCAGGACGUGGUCAUGAUCGCCAACGCCAUGUUCAGCCAGGCGGGUUUCCCCAUGGAGGAGGCUUUCGUGGCCACCAACAAGGCCAACUUUCAGUGCGAGAGCAGGAGCCUGGACUUCGGCGACCCCGACUCGGCGGCCGAGGCCAUCAACGGGUGGGUCAGCAACAAGACGAGAGAUCUACAGCUGUGGACCAUCGCCGCCGUUUCAGGUCACAUCCCCAGCCUGGUCCGAGCGGACAUGUUGGAUUCGGCGCUGACCCGCCUUGUGGUCGUCAACGCGAUCUACUUUAAAGGACUGUGGAAGUCCUGCUUCCAGCCUCAGAACACCAAGAUGAGGCCCUUCACCGGGGGCGACGGGAGCGUGUACAAAGUCCCAAUGAUGUCCCAGCUCUCGGUCUUCAACAUAGGCGUGGCCACCACGCCCGGCGGGCUCAAAUACAAAGUGAUCGAGCUCCCCUACCACGGCAACACCAUCAGCAUGCUGAUCGUGGUGCCGUCCGAGGAGGACACCCCCCUGUCCCGUGUGGUCCCGCACAUCAGCACGGCCACGGUGCAGAGCUGGACCAAGCUCAUGCACAUGAGGAAGGUCCGCCUGCUUCUCCCCAAAUUCACCGCAGAUGUCGAAGUCGAUUUGGAAGAGCCGCUGUCCAGCCUGGGGAUAACGGAUAUGUUCAGUGAGGACAAAGCCGACUUCAGACACCUCAGCGCUGACCCCGUGCACGUAUCCAAGGCCCUCCAGAAAGCCAAAAUCAUAGUGAACGAAGACGGGACAAAAGCGGCGGCCGCCACCACCGCCAUUCUGCUGGCCCGCUCCUCUCCACCCUGGGUGACGGUGGACAGGCCUUUCCUGUUCCUCAUCAGACACAACCAAACGGGUACCGUCCUAUUUAUGGGCCAGAUCAACAAGCCCUGAGAUCCAGGUGGUCUGGCCGAGUCCCGAGGCCUCUCCCACAGCACACAAACAUGCUCAUACACUGCCAUGUAUGAGCAAACACACACACGCUCACACACGCACACACACGUGGCUGUAGACUGUACAAUGUGGACAUUUGAUAUUUGUUUUAAAUGUGCUUUUUAUGUUACUCAUUUUCAGUGAUGCUAAACAUUCUGUAGAAAAUGUUUUUUGCAGACUAAAAUUUUUUCUGCUCUUUUAAUUUUUUUGUAAACUCUUUUGACUUUAUUACAUUUUUAAGAGACUUUGAAUGUCAGUUGUGGAUUUUUCUCAACUUCGGAGUAGACCGUUCAGUUUAUUUAUCGCCAAUUUUAAUUUCCAUCUUAAAUCCCGUAACUCCAGCAUGUGUUGCAUUUCUCUCCCAAGUCAUGUCGAUAUGCAUCUUAUGGUCUUUUCUUACGACGACUACUUUGGAGAAUAUCUUCCCCUCGCAGAGGAGGUCUUCUGUUGUACUUGUUUCACAUUUGGAUAAAAUAAAUGCACAUAUUUAUAAA
Messenger RNA from Menidia menidia (Atlantic silverside), 1920 nucleotides. Lineage: Eukaryota; Metazoa; Chordata; Actinopteri; Atheriniformes; Atherinopsidae. The record is from the annotation of a GenBank genome assembly.